Brienomyrus brachyistius is the source of this 3782-nucleotide messenger RNA. Its product is annotated as glucoside xylosyltransferase 1-like. The record is from RefSeq and is a predicted model, not a curated record. The coding region runs from base 1134 to 2312 and encodes 392 amino acids. The transcript has 8 exons. Gene Ontology annotation, molecular function: UDP-xylosyltransferase activity. NCBI's taxonomy places the organism in Eukaryota, Metazoa, Chordata, Actinopteri, Osteoglossiformes, Mormyridae. Gene Ontology annotation, biological process: protein O-linked glycosylation via N-acetylgalactosamine.
CAGAAAGAAAUUAACCACACGGGUUGAGUGAAUUUAGGCUCAGCAGCGGUGGGCUUCCCGAGUAGCUAGGAAGCUAGCAGAAAUAAGUAUGUGUGAGUGUUUCUCCGGGACAUGAACCCGCUUCCGAUUUGUUACCGAGGAACUGUGCAGCGCCUCACCGACUUGGCAGCAUAUGUAUCGGAAUCUGUGGGGUCUGGAGUCACCGCCGCCGGAAGGCGGUUUAACCGCGAGCACGACGCUCCCUGCUUGUUGGUUUGUUAAAGUGGUUUUUCAGCAGCUGUGGCUUAUCGGUCUGGUUGAGGUUUUAUUUGGCGGCGGCGUUAGUGCUGCUUAAUUGGUUUUUCAGUGAAGAUUUGAGAAUGCACGGAAUUAGGCACUGUCCUUGUUCGAGGUGAAGAUUUUGAACACGCCUUUGAUUUAUUCAGGAUCGUAUUUAUAAGGGGUUGGCAUUGUAGCACAGUUGUGCAAACUGUUCGUUUUUUUGCAUUGCAAAAAGAAGAGCAAACGGGAAAUGUGCGGUUAGAUUACUGGAGGUGUCCUCUCGUCCUGGUGUGAGGCAGGAUGUGUGGAGACGCAGCGCGCAGUGUUUACUCAGCUGAGCUUUCUGCUGUUUUAACUUAAUGGAUUAUUACCCAUUCUGUUUUUACUUUUCAUGAUAUCCCACAUAUCAAGUUACUACGCAGUAAUGGGGCGUUAAACUCAACAUUUGUAUCCGUUUCCAUUUCAAAGAAAUGGCGUGUAUACUCCUGCGAUGUAAUCUAUGAGUAAUUUGACCUGAGCCAGCACCAAUAAUGAAACGCUAUACUCCUGUUUGAUUUUAUUAACGAUUAUUGGCGUCAGAUUAUAAAAUGUAAUCCAUUCCCCUUUUGCUCAUCCCAGAAAAACUACAAUUCAUAGUCCAACAUUUGUAAUAUUAAAUGUAAAUACAUCCUUCCAUUUUGUGAAACCGCUUGUACUGUUCAUGAUUGCGGGGGUCCGGAGCCUAUCCCGGAGGGAUAUCCCAGGAUGGGGCGCCAAACCAUUGUAGGGUACUCCUAUGGCCAAUUUGGCAACUCCAAGUAGCCUCAGCAUUUUUUGGACUGCGGGGUAAACCGGAGAACCAGCUGGAAAUCCCACGAUAACGCAAGGAGACUAUGCAGCACAUGGAACACUGGCGGAGGCUUGAACCCAAGUCCCAGAGGUGUAGGAGUUUGUCAGUGUCUUACUGGAAUCCCUAUUGGAGGCUGCCCCCUGCUGUUUGUGGAAUGAACUGCUUAAUGGAAUCGUCUUUUAGGUACAUCCUGAGGGACGAGAAGCCGUCUCAGGCUGGGGGACCCGGGCAGGAGCCGGUGCACCUUGCCGUGGUGGCAUGUGGGCAGCGGCUGGACGAGACGCUCACCAUGCUCAAGUCUGCCGUCGCCCUCGGCCGCCAGCCUCUGUGCUUCCACAUCUUUGCCGAGGACGAGCUGCACUCCGGCUUCAGAGCAGCGCUGGAGGCGUGGCCUGCCCCCGGCCGGUCCCGCUACAACUACACGCUGUACCCAAUCACGUUCCCUGCUGACAACGCUGCUGAGUGGAAGAAGCUGUUCAAGCCCUGUGCCUCUCAGAGGCUCUUCCUGCCUAUCAUCCUAAAGGACGUGGACUCCCUACUGUAUGUGGACACGGACAUCCUGUUCCUAAGGCCUGUGGAGGAUCUGUGGUCCUUGUUGGCCCGUUUCAACUCCAGCCAACUGGCCGCCAUGGCGCCAGAACACGAGGAGCCGCGCAUCGCCUGGUACAGCCGUUUCGCACGGCACCCCUACUACGGCAAGACUGGCCUCAACUCCGGGGUCAUGCUCAUGAACAUGACCAGGAUCAGAGAGAAGCACUUCAAGAAUGACAUGACCUCGGUUGCCCUGCGGUGGAACGACCUCCUAAUUCCAUUGCUUCAGAAGUAUAAGCUGAACAUCACCUGGGGAGACCAGGACCUGCUCAACAUCAUCUUUCACCACAACCCUGAGAGCCUCUUCCUCGUCCCCUGCCAGUGGAACUACCGGCCAGACCACUGCAUUUACGGAAGCAACUGCAUACCGGCGGAGCAGGAGGGGGUCUUCAUCCUCCACGGCAACCGGGGCGUCUAUCAUGACGAGAAGCAGCCUUCGUUCCGGGCGGUUUACCAGGCGUUUCAGAGGUACACAUUUGGGGAAGAUUUGGUUGAGUCUCUCCUGCUACCUUUGGAGGAAGAUUUACGCAAGACGACUCACACUUACUGUGGCCGGGCGGGACAUCUUUUCACCAAGAGGCUUCAGCUGAGUGUGAGGACUUCUCAGGGGGACCCUUCCAGAGGACAGUGAUUGGUGUCUUCUGGAAGGAGGAAGCCCAGGAACUCCUAACCAACACUGCCUUUAGCAUAAUUCUACACUUAGCAACAGAAAACCUUCUCGAAUGUUCCACGCGAUAUCUGACCCUAAGUGUGAUCGGGCUCCACCCUGUGUGACAUGGUCAGAAUACAGCCGCAGGGAAGGGGAGGAGCAGAGUGUCUAGCUAUGUGCUGAUUGGUGGUCUUCAGCACUUGUGGAGAUGUGGCAGUGGUCCAGAUCCACAGACUUCCAGCUCCUGACUAGCUGGGGCGUGACAAUCAUUUUUUUUAGUUUUAUAACUAUAACGUGUCUGACAAUCACGCAGUGUCUCUUGGUGAUCGCGCAGAUAGGAAUACCAGUUUUGUUUUCUGGAAGGGUUUUGUUUUUUUGACUGAGAUGUUUGAGUAUUUAUAACAUCCAUUAUUUCCUGACCGGAUUUGGAGCAAUAGAUUAUCCCUUGUGACUGGGGGGAAAGGGGGAGGGGUUUAUCUUGUUUUUUUUUUUCUUUCUUUUUAUAAAAAAGGUGGUUUAGCGUAGUAUGCUAAGUAUAUCAGUGAGGUGUUUCAUUAUGGCCUCCCAACCAUUUGUUUGGGCAUUAAAGGGGCAGUUUACCCCAAAGCUGAAAAAAGGCAUGUUUUAGAGGGGUGCCUUGGUACUAUCUAUCCAUCUAGGUUGUUCUGCUGGGAGUUGCCUAGUUUUGGAGAUAUUGGUUGUAGAAAUGUCAGGCUUCUCUCGAAUAUAAUGGGAGUGGAUAUUUUUUCAGUUUUGGGGUGAACUGCCCCUGUAAAUGACUGUACCUACAUGCUUCAUCCGUGGAGAUUGUUUAUGGUAGGACUGACCUGCACUGAAUGCAAGUCUGGACGCCGGUACACCUUUGAGGUACAGCUCAGCUGCAUGCUGCUUGUCACAUCGGCAGUAAGUGGACCAGCAUCCUGCCUUUAAGUCCUGGGCGUCUCUGGGCAGGCUUCAGCCCUCCAAAGUCCUUCCUGGACAAACGUUUGUUGAAGAUGGAUGGGUGGACAGACGGACUUUAUGAAAAUGUUCAAUAUAUGCUGUAUUUCAAUGAUAGAACCACUAAUACACUGCUAUGUUUGUGUACUGAAAUAUUUUAAAUUGUAUUUUUCAUUUCUAUUUUCUUAGUGUUUUCCUGUAUUUAAAUAGCUAAUGCCAAAAAUGGUUACAUAUGAGAUUGUACAUAGAUUAAUAUUUUGAUUGAAGCAAAACACUAAAAUCUGAUUUUUAAUUUUUAUGUCUGACUGAAGAAUAUUCUGAAUGUGAACUUUAAUGUUUUCAGUUCUUUUUAAUGUUUUACUGUUGUAGUUUUACUGUUUUUGUUUGUGGGGAUACGUAACAGGUAAGUGAUUUACAUGCAAUAUAUUUUUGAAAAGAUUAAAAAAAUGAGUUUUUUUAUAUGCAGUGAGCAAACGAUGGAUUUUAAAAAAUUAAAGAUAUUAGCUAUUGAGG